Messenger RNA from Gregarina niphandrodes, 846 nucleotides. RefSeq names its product EMG1/NEP1 methyltransferase. NCBI's taxonomy places the organism in Eukaryota, Apicomplexa, Conoidasida, Eugregarinorida, Gregarinidae. Bases 1 to 846 code for a protein of 281 amino acids. The record is from RefSeq and is a predicted model, not a curated record. Gene Ontology annotation, molecular function: rRNA binding; rRNA (pseudouridine) methyltransferase activity. The transcript is spliced from 2 exons. Gene Ontology annotation, cellular component: nucleolus; small-subunit processome. Gene Ontology annotation, biological process: rRNA base methylation.
AUGACAGCUCCUGAUGACGGCUCCAACCACCUGAUCAUGUUUAUAGCUGGACGAAGAAUAAUUGCGACGGAUGUUGUGUUGAAGAGGAAUGUGCAUUGUGCUGAGGAUGAUGACUCUGGUGCAGAAGGAAUGAAUCUGCUCCAUCAGACGUUACUGGCCGUAUAUGACUCUCCAUUGGCUCACGCAGGACUCCUGGAUGUGUACGUUGUGACCCAGAGGAACCAUUGCUUGAAGUUCCACCCGCUUUACCGAAUGCCGAGAACAUUCCCGGUCUUUAGAAAAGUCAUACGGACUCUGUACGCCAGUGGCGACGGCCGCAUUACCGCCCAAAACGAGACCCAGGCUGUUAACGACACCCAGGAAAAGGAAAGUCCGAAUGGUAGUGAGAAAAAGGAAGAAGGUCGAAUUAAGGACCAGAAAGUGGAGGAAGGGGCGCCGGCGAGUGAGCAGCGACCUAGGCCGGGCACUGUCCUCAUCAAAAUAAUCGGCAACCAACAGACUGAGGAGCUCAAGGCAACCCCGGGCUUCCGCAUAAUCGUAGACAACAGAGCAAAGCAAUUGCUGGAUGGGGAAUGCCUCCGAAACCUGGUGCAAGGAUAUAUUCCGACGGGGCAAGAAGAUCCCUUAACCCUGGAGUUUGCCCUGCAACCACCAGAUUUCAAGUACACCCAUCCUUUCGUCAAGACUGAUAUCGGCUACCGCGUUUCGGACUUCGCCGUCUCACCUUUUGUCCAGGCAAGCCGCACGCUCCUCUUGAUUGCUGACACGAUAUGUGAUCCUGAGAAGCUACCAGACAGACGCCACGAAACCAUUCCCGACAGAGAACAGACUGGUGACACUGUGUAG